ACAUAGGAAUAUUUUGUGUUGAUGAAACGCCAUUUCUCCCGCCGUAUAAAAAGUCAGCUGAAAAAUACUAUAUAAUUGAGAUUGCAAACAAUUGCUUAUUAGUUCUUAUCUACGUUGAAUAUUAAUGAGAGAAAUCGAAUUUUUAAAAAUAGAAACUAAGCAACGAAUAAAGAUCACUUUUCAGAAGUAAACAAUUUAACCAGAAUGCCCCAGUGUUUUCAUGUGGUGAAAUGCUACUCUUGUUGGACCUAUCAGGUGCAAAUUGUUAAGAAGGUUAAAAAAUUUCAGUGCAAAAUGUGUGGAGAAAAACAGUCUGUAAAAUUGGUGAUUUUCGAGGGAUCAGCUAAGGAUUGUCGUCAUAUUGCUCAAGAUAAAAACUUGAAAAAAGGUCAAUUAUUUGAAGAGCUCGCCCAAAAAUCUAGCGAAAGUUCAAACGAAUCAGACACAGAUCAAGUAGAAGAAAAGGUUAUUUCCAGUGGAACAUAUGAUUCGCGAAUAGUUUCUGGUGCCUCAAAAUGGGACAAAUAUUUAACAAGCGCUGAGGGUGAAGAGGUUAACCCAUACAAUAAUAUUUCUACUUUUAGACGUGAGAAAAGAGAGUUAGAAAAUGAUGAUGAUUCUUCACCUGAAAGAGUUCAUAAAAAGGUAUCAUUAUGACAAAGAGAAGAAGAGGAGAAAUAUGAUUUUAAUUAAAGAAAGAAAUAUAUAUAAAUAUAUAUAUACUAUAUACUUAAUACUGUAUAUGAUAGUACAUUUUAUUAUUAUAGUCAUUUUUAACAUUAUUAUUUAUUAUAUAGCUAUACGAUAAAUAAUAAAUUCAAAUGAAAAUCUAGG
Molecule: messenger RNA, 834 nt
Organism: Dimorphilus gyrociliatus
Lineage: Eukaryota; Metazoa; Annelida; Polychaeta; Dinophilidae
Source: the annotation of a GenBank genome assembly